ACUCUGAAAUUUGGAUCUAGUCUAAACCGUGAUCACUAAACAAUGCUAACAUCCAACUUUAAAAUUGCAAUAUCUUUUUAUUGCCUUCACUUUCUUCUUGGAUAUGCCUUCACUGAAGAUUAUGAAAUACCGACUAUUGCAAGAUAUUUUGGUCCUAAGGGAAGGUAUGAAGAAGUUAACCCAUAUUUACUGACAGAUGUGUUUGCUGUAAACAAAUCUAUGCUGCAACCUCCGAGUCCUCAGUGUAAACAACUGCAUAUGACUGCACUUAUAAGGCAUGGCACCAGAUAUCCAACUACUAAGAAUAUUAAGGAGAUGCAUCAACUUUACAACUUCAUCAUUAGCAACAGCUCCAGUGAGAAGAGCUGGCUGCUAGAAGAGUGGACCAUGUGGUACACAGAGGACAUGGACGGCAGACUGGUGGACAAAGGAGUGGAUGAACUGAAGCAUUUGGCAGUGAGACUGUCCAAACUGUUCCCCAAGCUCAUAUCAGAGGAGAAGCUCAGGGGAGGAUCCAUCAAGUUCAUCAGCAGCUCAAAGCACAGGUGUAUCAACAGCACCCUGGCCUUCAAGAGAGGACUCACUGAGCUGUGGGACAUCAUAGAUAUGUGCUUUGAGCAUGAAGUAAACAAUGCCCUCAUGAGGUUUUUCGACCAUUGUGCCAGAUUUGUGCAAGAAGUGGAGAAGAACCCUACAGCUGUGGAGGAGUUGGACAAGUUCAAGACUGGAGCAGAGAUGAGGAGGGUUCAGGAGAAGAUGGCCAACAAACUCAAUGUUACACACAACAACGUAACUUAUGAUAUGGCUGAGGCUGCCUUUUUCUUAUGCUCUUAUGAGUUUGCCAUCAAGAACAGGAACUCCCCCUGGUGUCAGCUCUUUGAUGAGGAUGAUGCCAAGGUGAUGGAAUAUGUCAGUGAUUUGAGAGAAUACUGGAAAAGAGGCUACGGUCAUGACAUCAACUUUAAAUCCAGCUGCAUCUUGUUCCAUGAUGUGUUUGAGCGACUGGACAAGGCCGCAACUCAAAUACUGUCUGGCCAGCCCGUGACUAAUGCUGCAACUAUCCAGAUUGGUCAUGCAGACACACUCCUUCCACUGCUCACUCUUCUGGGCUUCUUUAGGGACACUGAACCUCUCAAAUCAGAAAACUACGCCUCCCAAACUAAACGCGCUUUCCGCACUAGCCACAUAUUACCUUACGCCGCUAACCUGGUCCUGGUGUUGUACGACUGUGGAGAAGGGGAGCUCAGACUGCAGCCGCUGCUCAAUGAAAAGACUGUGGCAUUUCCAGGUUUGAGUGUGCAGCAGAGCUCAAUGCCUCUGUAUGCAGAUGUGAGGGAGCGAUACAAGGAACUGCUGCAGGGAUGUGACUUUGAGAGAGAGUGUCAACUGUUCAAACAACCGACUGAAAACUGAGUGUCAACUUUUAACAAAAUAUGAAGACUAUUAACUGUUAAUAUGAUAACAUAUUAUUUUACACAACUCAAGAGAAGUGCACUCAGUGAUCACAUUCAACAAUACGACAUGAUCAUACUUUUGUGUUGUUACAUUACACGAAAUUGACUCUUGCAAGAUUUUAGCUAUGUUAUAAUGCUGUUAUCUCAUUCACACAUGUUUGAGUAAUCCUGGAUUAUUAGUCUGUCUACAUCUCCAAAACUCAAAAUGCUCUGUUCCUCUGUGAUAUCAUGAAACGGUAGUUUUCAGUAGCUCCUUUUACCUUUAGUUCAGAAGAGAUGGGCAAUUCCAGGGCUGAAAUUAUCUAAAUGAUUCUAAAGAAAGUGUUUGGAGUUUAUUAUCACAUGACAUCACAAGGUAGAACAGAGGGUAUUCUAUUUGAGAGAGGAAAAGCCAAAAUAUGCAGGGUCUGUGGGUCAAACAUAUGUGAAUGAAACAAAACAUUGUAACUUUUUCAUAACUACAUUAUAACAUAGAUCAGAGUAUAGUGUAAUACAGGCCUUUUAAGCACAGAAUUAAAACCUAGCAAUAAUAGGUGCGUGUUGGUGAAGAAUACUCUUCUACUUUAUAUACACUGUUGUAAUCUGGGAUUUUAUAAUCUAUUUAUAUAAUAGGAGUAGAUUAAAAAUUGCAUGGCCAGUAACUGUCAUAGUGGUGUUGAUCCAGCAGGGGGCAGUCUCUCAUAAGUCAACACAAUACCACCUGCAUGCACCGUUAUGCAAAAUGCUUAUCCUUGUUUAAAAAUGUACGUAUCAAGGUUUUGCACAAUAAAUUCAGUCAUUGCCCAC
Periophthalmus magnuspinnatus is the source of this 2240-nucleotide messenger RNA. Its product is annotated as multiple inositol polyphosphate phosphatase 1-like. The transcript is spliced from 5 exons. The record is from RefSeq and is a predicted model, not a curated record. Bases 43 to 1413 code for a protein of 456 amino acids. Lineage: Eukaryota; Metazoa; Chordata; Actinopteri; Gobiiformes; Gobiidae. Gene Ontology annotation, molecular function: inositol phosphate phosphatase activity; acid phosphatase activity.